Molecule: messenger RNA, 1942 nt
Organism: Portunus trituberculatus (swimming crab)
Lineage: Eukaryota; Metazoa; Arthropoda; Malacostraca; Decapoda; Portunidae
Exons: 11
Coding region: 329-1804 (491 amino acids)
Cellular component (GO): secretory granule
Source: RefSeq, a predicted model, not a curated record
UAGCGGCGUAAGACACACAGCCGUUCCCAGAGUGUCUGCUUCAAGCCGGCUCUUACCUCCCAACAGCUCCUCCUCUCCUGCAGCAUCCCACACGCCUCCCAGCACGCCCUUGCCUCCUCCAGAACACUCACUCGGGGCGCCUGUUGUGUCGGGAGAUUCGUGCUGUACCCUUCGGCAACCUAAGGUGUUUCGACGUCAUAUCGUGACGUAAAGCAUCCGGGGCCUGUGGGUUGUGUGGCCUCCAUCUUGCCAGUCCUUGUCAGCACCUGGUACAGAAGGCGCCUGGAGGAGAGUAGCGGUGCGGGGAUGAUGUAAGGUGGCGGCCAUAAUGCAUAAGUAUGUCGCAGUCCUCCCCGCCCUCGCUGCUGUGGUCCUGCUCAGUCCCCAGCUCAUCGACGCGGACAACAACAUAGGAUGUCUCUUCAGUGACACCCUUUGUAACCAGGACCGAGAAUGGUGUUUUGACGAUCAAGCAUUCGGUCACUGUCUUUCCGAUUAUGGCCACUACAGCAGUGAAGAUCUGUACAAGUAUGUGCUGGGGUCUGAGGAGCUGCGGGUGCUGGAGCAGGAGAUGCAGCGGCUCUUCAUGCUCGGGUAUCGCUGGUCGCACACCUACACCCAGUGCGUCCUGCAGACACUCCUGCGCUCCUUCAGGGAUGGGGUUGAGUUUGACAUCAGCACCUGCAAUGGAGAUCUGGACCAGGACCUUGAGGGGGCACUGAAGGCCAUUGAAGGAGAGGAGCUGGUUGACCCGCGUGACCUGGCCAUCGUCCGCUUCACUCCUUCCGUCACCGACCCUCACUCGGACUAUGCUGAUGAGGUGUACUUCCCACCAAUCAGGGAGGAAAUGGUCUCCAGCCACCUGGACUCCACCGGCGGCCUCCACCAGGAGUCCAGCGGCAAGGACCACGAGGGUAUUGGUGACCAGGGCCUUUCGUCACACCCCCAAGACAGCCCUCCUACCUCUCAGAAUGGCCAGACCAACUCAAUCCACUCCAGUGUCUCCAAACUCCUGCAGGUCCAGCCCUCAACCCUCGAUGACGGCCAUGGCACCACGCACGAUGACAACAACAUGGCCAACAACUACAUCCAAAGCUACCUGGACGGGGACUCGGACCACACCAACGAGGUCUACCCGCAGCACUACCAGCCGUACAGCAAGAGGGGAUACAUGGACACCCGUGGACAAGACCUGGACCUCAGCAAUUACACACCUCGACUCAGCUCCAAGAACAUUUUCCUCACUUAUGACAGGGACCGUGACUCCUCCUCCUCUGGGAAUCGCUACAGAGAUGAUGACCGGCAACCUUUUGAUGAGCAGUUCAUGAGGGACGAAGAGGAGGAGGACAGCCGGGAUGAGGUGUUCGGGGAGGAGCCAACCAGACCCAUGUACAGUGAGGGAGGCAUGCAGUAUGUCCCACAGGUGGAGAGCAAUCGCGGUGUGAUGGAGGAAGACGAUGAGGGGUCCUGGUCCAACAUGCCUGAGGUAUUCCCUGGCGGCUCCAUGGUGCAGCAGAACUAUGGGGGUUACCGCAGCCUGCCCAGUGACCUGCAGGGGUACCGGGGCCGCCUGCGCAACACCCCGGACUACAACACCAUGCGGAACCUGCCCACCGACCCUCAGGACUACAGCAGCAUCACCAACAUGAACCUCCCUGGCUAUAUGAUGCGUGGCGUUCCGAUGAUUACCGCUACCAGGAUAUGGCCGGCCUGUCUGAUGACCUGCAGUACGGCGACCUCCAGGCACCACUGCAGGCACCACGCGGCACCCUGCGCAUGGCCGGCACUCCCAUGGCUGGCCUGAAUGGGUAUGGUGGCAUGAGAACCCCUUGGAAUGUGGCUCUUCCUCCUCGUAAUAUGAUCGGAAUACCGGACGUCUGGGAGCAGCAGAGUCUCAGAGGCCCCAUGUCCCUGGAGAGUAAUCCUUGGGGCUACAGGCGCU